This is a messenger RNA of Dovyalis caffra, 972 nucleotides long. Lineage: Eukaryota; Viridiplantae; Streptophyta; Magnoliopsida; Malpighiales; Salicaceae. The record is from the annotation of a GenBank genome assembly.
AUGAAAACUUUGAAAUUCAGUCAACUUGGUUUUGGUAGACAAUGUCAGAUGUCUAAAUUUACAUCGCAUGCUCGACAAACCAAAUUGUUUGUUAUUCCGAACAUACAUGAUGGCCAUACGUCUUUGUCUAUGUUGGAAGAAGACACAACUACGAACCAUGUACUCAGUUCCAAAAGAGAGACAUAUUUUACCAAAUGGUCGCCUCUGGGGUACCUUUGGAGGGGAUUAUCAGUUCCUGUCUUGGCAGGUCAGGUCAUUAUCAGGAAUUUGAAGGGAAAAAUUCACUGGAGGAAUACUUUACAACAGCUGGAGAGAGUUGGGCCGAGAUCAGUUGGGGUCUGUCUUUUGACCUCUGCAUUUGUUGGCAUGGCUUUUACCAUCCAAUUUGUUAAAGAGUUUACUAGACUGGGAUUAAACAGAUCAAUUGGUGGUGUAUUAGCCCUAGCCUUUUCAAGGGAGCUGAGUCCUGUGGUCACAUCAAUUGUGGUUGCUGGGCGCAUAGGGAGUGCAUUUGCUGCAGAGUUGGGAACAAUGCAGGUUUCUGAGCAAACUGACACAUUGAGGGUUCUUGGUGCGAACCCCGUUGAUUACUUAAUAACCCCAAGAGUGAUUGCUUCCUGUCUUGCUCUCCCAUUUUUGACUUUGAUGUGUUUCACAAUGGGGAUUGCAUCCAGUGGCUUGCUGGUUGACAGUGUCUAUGGCAUUAGUUUUAACAUUAUAUUCGAAUCGGCUCGGAGAGUUCUUAAAUCAUGGGAUUUAAUUAGUGCAAUGAUCAAGUCAGGGGUUUUUGGUGCCAUCAUAUCUAUAGUGAGCUGUGCAUGGGGAGUUACAACCAUGGGAGGUGCUAAAGGUGUUGGGGAGUCGACAACUUCAGCUGUGGUUAUCUCGCUGGUUGGUAUCUUUAUUGCUGAUUUUGCACUCUCAUAUUACUUCUUCCAGGGAGCUGGAGAUUCUCUGCAGAAUGGUUUAUAA